Messenger RNA from Mytilus californianus (California mussel), 1924 nucleotides. Its product is annotated as post-GPI attachment to proteins factor 4-like. The record is from RefSeq and is a predicted model, not a curated record. NCBI's taxonomy places the organism in Eukaryota, Metazoa, Mollusca, Bivalvia, Mytilida, Mytilidae. Bases 214 to 1407 code for a protein of 397 amino acids. The transcript has 2 exons. Gene Ontology annotation, biological process: GPI anchor biosynthetic process. Gene Ontology annotation, cellular component: Golgi membrane. Gene Ontology annotation, molecular function: glycosyltransferase activity.
CCUCGUAAUGAUUGAAUGCGCAAACUCUGUUAGAUGCUAAAAUGUAUUUCCGCUUUAAUGAUAAGAGAUAUUAAGAUAUUUUUAACCGUCAGAAGACUUAAACUGCCUGAAAUAUCGUCGUUUAUUCGUAAGACACCUGUACCUUAACUCCAUCAUCAACAAAUGUAUUAACACCAGAGCUACACAUAUAAUACACAAUACAUAAACACCGGGAUGAAGUUUGUUGCAGCGAGAAGAUUUUGUAACUUUGAGGACAAACGUUUUCUAACAAAUUGGAUAUUUUUAACUUUCAUCACAUUUCUGAUCGUUUUGCCGGUCUUUUGCUACAGACUUCGCUUUUCUUUCUAUUCGCUGAUUUUGAGACAAAGUAAACCAGAAGGCAGACGGAUUUUGACAGAAGAAAAUAAUGAAAGAUUAAAAUUUUCAGAUGAAUUUAUCAAAAAGUUGCACAGAAAAAAGAAAUUAGGACCGGAAGUGAAAAUUGAUGUUGGCAUUUCAAUCAUUUCCGUUUCAAGAAAUCGACAUUCGUUUGAUAAAUAUGAACCCAGAUAUUUAUCCCAAGUUGUUGCGUAUUUUUUGGAACAAUUGCAGAAUUCAUCAAAAUUACAGCUAACGUAUAAGUUAUUUAUUUGCAAUGUUGACGAAGAGCCAUCUACCUUCAACGAAGUAUUAAAACUUUCUAAAAUUAUACCAACGUUCAGUCGAUUCCCAAACACUUCAGUUACCCAGCGGAGAACCAUAACAUUGACACUUGAAAAAGAAAAAGAAGAUUAUGUAUAUUGUGGUGAACAGACUCUACGACAGAAUGUUUCUUACGUUUUUCUUGUGGAAGAUGACGCACUUCCUCAUAAAGAUUUGUUUACAGUUCUUGACUACAUGCUGACAAAACAAAAACACAAAAUGAAUGUAACAUACGUGAAGUUCUAUCAUCCAGAUCGACUUCUGGGGUACAUAAGUUUUGAACUGGAGAGGAUACCAGAAUUAAUAGGAAUCAGUUUAAUGAUGUCUGCCUUAUUUGUAUCGCUUUAUCAAAAACUACGCCCUACAAACAAUAUUAAUAAGAGCGUUUUGUGGACAGCAUCUUUUAUUUAUUUUAUACUAGUAUUUCUAGUUAUCGGCAGACAGAACCUCAUAGAACUGCGGCGAAUGUCAAAAUACUUAUAUCAAGUGACUCCGGCACCAUCUUGCUGUACGCCAGCUAAUUUAUAUACAAGGCAUGGUAUGCGACAAGUAGUCGACUAUUUAAAUGGCAUACAAUGUUAUUCUAAAUUUGGUAAAGACACUGCCAUCGACGCCUUUCGCAAACAUAACAAAUUGUCUGCAUUAAUGGUGCAGCCAAAUCUGUUUAGACACAUAGGAAUGUAUUCGUCUUUACGAGACAAUAUUUUAAAUCCAUUUAUAGUUUAGUACAUUGUCCGUGCGAUUUAAUAAGUUUAUAUCUUCGUUUGGACCAUCCGACCAUGUAAGAAUAUACUUGGUCCGAUAAAUUUGCACUUGUUUGAUUUUGAGCAACCCAAAGAUAAAAACGUGUAAUGUUAAAAAAAUACCAGUUCAGAAUUACGAUAAAGCUGGAUAUAUCGCGUAGCAUUCAAUGAAAAAGAGAUAUGCCAAAACAUUAGUUGAGCAAACUAGAAUAAUAUUAUAAAGAAAGGGCAAAGAAGAAAGGAACCAACAAUUUCCUUAAUUGAAAAUAAAAUUCUAGUUGGAGAAGGUUAAUGAACUGAUAAACACGAUCGAUUUCGAAUCGAGAUAUUUGACGAAUUUGUUGCAGGUUGGUAGUUGAAAUUAGAAAUACGAUGCGGGUAAAUAAUGAAAAAUACUCAUCGAAGAAGAACGUGAAACGUUUUGUUAGAUUACUCAAGUGAUAUCCACAUGACGGCAUCGAGUACAGAUCUCGUAGUUCAAUAAAUUAUUUUUUUUCAGA